Sorex araneus (European shrew) is the source of this 660-nucleotide messenger RNA. It is a transcript of the gene GNLY, whose product is annotated as granulysin. Bases 128 to 535 code for a protein of 135 amino acids. The transcript is spliced from 5 exons. Gene Ontology annotation, biological process: killing of cells of another organism; antimicrobial humoral immune response mediated by antimicrobial peptide; defense response to bacterium. Lineage: Eukaryota; Metazoa; Chordata; Mammalia; Eulipotyphla; Soricidae. The record is from RefSeq and is a predicted model, not a curated record. Gene Ontology annotation, cellular component: cytolytic granule.
UAUAUGUGAAGACCUCCAGCGGUGACAGUGGAGCAAAGGCAGAAGCCUGAGUGAGACAGACGCGGCAGCCCCCGGCCUGUUUGCUCCUGCUGAGUCCUCGGUGCCCCUCGGCCUUCUCUGCCCCACUAUGACCCUCUGGGCUUUUGUGAUCCUGGUCUCGGCGUUCUUGGCUACCCCAGGCCUGGCCUUCUCUGGUCUGGACCCUGAGUCUGCGGACCUGGCGCUGGACGGUCUGAGUGAGGCCGAGCUGCUCCAGGACAGUCUGCUGGCCGAAAGAUGGACCAAUGGCUUCCGCUGUGUGUCCUGUAAGAAGGUGUUACAGAAGCUGGAGGACUUGGUGGGGAAAGAUGUCAGCAAGGAAUCCAUCACCGAGGCCGCGACCCAUGUGUGUAGCAAGAUGGGCUUGCUGAAAGUCCCCUGCAGGGGUCUCAUGAAGGCAUUUUUAAAAGUCAUUACCCAGGACAUCAUGGAAGGCAAGAGCGCACCUGAAGUCUGUGUGGACAUUAAGAUGUGCAAACCUGCAGGCUACAUCUGAGCCCCGGGGGCCUCGGGCCCACCCUGGGGGAGAAGCCCAGAAAACUCCUCGCUCCUGAGCUCCCAAUUCCUCUCUCCCACUCCACCCCUGCUGCUACUGCUCAGAAUAAAAAAUACCAUGUGAAG